Molecule: messenger RNA, 5418 nt
Organism: Pecten maximus
Lineage: Eukaryota; Metazoa; Mollusca; Bivalvia; Pectinida; Pectinidae
Product: choline O-acetyltransferase-like
Exons: 14
Coding region: 520-2601 (693 amino acids)
Biological process (GO): neuromuscular synaptic transmission; acetylcholine biosynthetic process
Cellular component (GO): cytoplasm; neuron projection
Molecular function (GO): choline O-acetyltransferase activity
Source: RefSeq, a predicted model, not a curated record
GCAGAGCAGCGAGUCACGGCGCCGGAUCAGCAUUGAUCUUAAGGGUUCGUGGGCAAAACGGAUAUUGAUUUCAGCAACGGACAACCGGUAUAAACUAGUCACGUGACUGCAAUUAACCGUCUUUUAAAUAACAAGACGAAACAUACAUUUAAAUGCCUUUAAUCGCCUUGAUCAGUCCGGGAGAUAUAUGAAGAUCAUCACACAAAAAAACAAAGGUGACAUCUAAUCCUCAAUCAAGAUUCGACACUUCACCCGGAGACCAAUUGAUCGAAGAGGAAAUUUACCGAUUUGUCUGUAUGGAUCCUGUGGCUUCUGAUCAAUACAGGAUGAUCAGGUCCAUUUAAUCUUUCGUAAUGGGCUUGAUUGACCUAGCUUGUACGAUCGUCUUCUGGUGGAACUGACAUUACAAACAUUCAAUACUUUACGUCUUCCUGAUAUGGCACUUAUCCGAAUCCUACGACAGCUAGACCGGAACUGAGCUCACUAACUUCUGCGACUAAGCUAUUUCCGCUUCCUGUGAUGGCGACGGGUCACGUCAGAGAGUACAUCAAGAGGGUUGCAUCCAUUGAUCAAGAAAUAUAUCCAAAAUGGGAUCUUACGAAACCGCUUCCAAAGUUACCGGUUCCCGAACUACACAGUACCGUACAGAAGUACUUGGCAAUCAUCCGACCCAUCGUGUCCACUCAACAGUUCCUUAAAACGAAGGCCCUUAUAAAGGAGUUCUGUGAUCCCGGGGGUGAGGGCGAGAUCCUGCAAGAACAACUGAAAUUGUUCGCCGAGUCUAAGGAGAAUUGGGCAUAUAGCUGGUGGUUUGAUGACAUGUACAUGAAGAACCGACUUCCCCUCCCGAUCAACUCCAACCCUGGGAUGAUCUUCCCCAAACAACAAUUCAUCGACCGCAGGGAUCAGCUACGAUAUGCAACGAGACUUAUUUCCGGAAUACUUGACUACAAAACUAUAAUUGACGCACAUGGGCUACCGAUAGAUCGAGCGCGUCACAAGGUCAAAGGUCAGCCGUUAUGUAUGGAGCAAUACUACCGUCUUUUUACGUCGUACCGAGUUCCGGGCGUCAACAAAGACUGUCUAAUCUCCAACACCAGCAAACUGAUGCCGGAGCCGGAACAUAUCAUCGUCAUAUGCAAAAACCAGUUUUUCGUCUUGGAUGUCGUUAUCAACUUCACCCGUCUUAGUGAAGACGACUUACUCACACAAUUAGAUCGGAUAUACAAGAUGGCGGAGGAGGUGACCAACGCAGAGCCUGUCGGGAUACUUACGGCGGCCUACAGGGACAAAUGGGGUGAUGCCAGAAUUAAACUCAUGCAAGACUCUACAAAUCGUGAUUCUUUGGACGCCAUCGAGAGGAGUAUUUUUAUAUUGUGUUUGGAUAGUUCUAUACCUGUAUCUUUCAAUCAUCAGAACAGUAUCGACGAGACCAACUUGAAUAUCCGGGACGAAGUGUCCUUGUUGUACCAGAUGCUUCACGGCUUUGGUUCGGAGCAGAACGGGGCUAACCGCUGGUAUGACAAAACUAUGCAAUUCAUCAUCUGCCAGGAUGGCGCUUGUGGAUUAUGUUAUGAACAUUCGCCGUCAGAGGGCAUCGCUGUUGUUCAACUGAUAGAACAUCUAUUACGUUAUAUGGAGGAGGUUCGUGUGCAGAAACUGACGAGGAUGCAGUCCAUAUGUGAGAUCCCCUACCCCCGAAAACUGAACUGGAAGGUGUCAGACGAGGUCCGUCAGCGCAUGGAGGAAGCCACGGUCCAUAUUAACAGACUAAUUGAUGAUUUAGACCUUUUUGUUCUUCGCUUUGAGAAGUUUGGAAGAGACUUUCCGAAGUCCCAGAAUAUGAGUCCAGAUUCCUUCAUCCAAUUGGCCCUUCAACUGACAUACUACAAGGUCCACCAUUGUCUAGUGUCUACGUAUGAGAGUGCUUCCACGCGGAGAUUUCGUCUGGGAAGGGUCGAUAACAUUCGUGCUAAUUCCCCCCAGGCAUUGGACUGGGUAAAGGCUAUGGUGGGAGAAACGGAACUGCCGGAUUCUGAGAUAAUACGACUGCUGAGAAAGGCUAUGGAAUGGCAGACAGAUAUCAUGACACAAACUAUUCUUGGACACGGUGUAGACAUCCAUCUUCUUGGUCUUAAGGAAAUAGCACUGGAGACUGGGAGGAACGUUCCUACUAUUCUGAAGGACGAGACAUUUCAAAUAGCAAAUCAUUUCUCUUUGUCUACGAGUCAGGUUCCGACGACAAUGGACGCUAUGAUGUGUUACGGGCCUGUGGUUCCGGACGGCUAUGGGGUGUGUUAUAAUCCACAUCCGAGCAACAUUGUGGUUUGUGUGACAUCGUUUAAAAGUAGCAGUGAAACAAGUUCAGAUUAUUUUGCCUACACCCUAGAAAGUAGUUUCCUACAGAUGCACGAACUUCUGAUCAAGGUUACAGAGGAAACAGCAUUGACCUGCACAAGGAGCAACAGUAUUGAACGGCGUAAUGGCGACCUUAAACGGUCAGACAGCAAAAACGGAAGUCCAAGAAGAUCAAAACUUGUGCGACAAAAACAUGCACAAAACACGAAUCAGGACACCCCACAGAACGGAUCGAGCAAUUGAUCACAUUAGGUACCGGAAGUAGAGAAAUAUUUAGAAGCAUGAGUGUAUUUCAAUAAUUUAAACCUGUUUUGGAGAUAGAAGAAACUUAUAUCAGUUUUAACAGUGUAGGUAAUUGUAUGAUAUUUGGUAAGAGUGUUUGGUAGAAGUAAUGUUUUUAAAUAAACUUGUUGACAAAUUAAAUCAACUUUAUAUUUAAAUGAAAUAUUAUUCAAAGUGAACGAAAUUAUAACAUUAUUACAGUUGACCAGUAAUAUUAUCGAAAACUGAAAGUGUAAAAAAGACAGGAAGUCAAAUAGUCAUACUGAUCAUUGGUAACAGAAUAAUUUAUAAGUAAGAUAUCGAACUAGUGGCUCGAUAUCAAUAACGGAAGUAAUGUAGUACUUCGCAUACAGUAGUGGCAUUCACGACUCUAUGAGGUGUUCACGUGUUGCCAUGAAUAUACACAAUGUCAAAACAAAAUGAGAACAACGAACUGUAAUUUGGGAUUCAGUCAAACACAAGCUUUGCUGUCGGAACUCGGUAGAUUGACACUAAACUUUUCAGACGAUCGGUGGUGUAGUUAACUGAUACUAUCAGAUGUGUUUCCGGCAUUGACAGAGAAUAAUCACACCGUGACAGUGACUUCCCCUUACAGUGUUGGUGCUAUCAAGAAAUAACCAUCCAAUUAAUGAAAAUCAAAUGAAAAAAAGUUUUACGAACUAAUUUUAACGUAUCGAUAAUAACCCACCACAUGGGACACAUGGAUGAUGGAUUCACGUGUCAUUGUGAGGAGACACACGGAUGAAGGAUUCACGUGUCGAGUUGAGGAGACGCAGGGAUAGUGGAUUCACGAGUCGAGGUGAGGAGACGCGCGGAUGAAGGAUUCACGUGUAGAGGUGAGGAGACGCACGGAUGAAGGAUUCACGUGUCGAGGUGAGGAGACGCACGGAUGAAUGAUUCACGUGUCAUUGUGAGGAGACGCACGGAUGAUAGAUUCACGUGUCGAGGUGAGGAGACGCACGGAUGAAGGAUUCACGUGUUGAGGUGAGGAGACGCAUGGGUGAAGGAUCCACGUGUCGAGGUGAGGAGACGCGCGGAUGAAGGAUUCACGUGUCGAGGUGAGGAGACGCACGGAUGAAUGAUUCACGUGUCAUUGUGAGGAGACGCACGGAUGAUAGAUUCACGUGUCAAGGUGAGGAGACGCAGGGAUAAUGGAUUCACGUGUUGAGGUGAGGAGACGCAGGGCUGAAGGAUUCACGUGUUGAGGUGAAGAGACGCACGGAUGAAGGAUUCACGUGUUGAGGCGAAGAGACGCACGGAUGAUAGAUUCACGUGUCGAGGUGAGGAAACGCAGGGAUAGUGGAUUCACGUGUCGAGGUGAAGAGACGCAGGGCUGAAGGAUUGACGUAUUGAGGUGAGGAGAUGCAAAGAUGAAGAGAGCAAGGCGAUAACUUUCCACUUUUAGUACCGUUACUUUCGUCUACUGAGAUACGACUAAACGAACACCUCCUGAAUACGAAAUGAGGAAGAGAAGAAUAUACGUUAUGGAUUGGCGAAGCUCUUCUGCAUUUACCUUUUGCAAUGACAUGAAUAAAUUAUCAUAUUCCAACGUAAAUUUUGUCUCACAAGGAAUGUUGAUGAUACAUUCCAUACAUCCCGUGGUGUUGAAUUAUAGUAUUCAAACAAUGGCUGUACCUAAUACAUUAUCGAGGUAGUUUUCUGUUUUCAGACGCAUGGUAUGGGUCUAUAGGAUUACUACGUAGUCACUUAUUAUGUGUUAGCUCUCUGAUGACGUGUACCUUUUAUGUAUUGAAUGGUUUAGUACUCGGACCAAGUGAUGGCGUUAACGAAUCCUAAGUGGCGAGAUCAAGUCUUUACUGAACUACAGGGUAGCGUUCUCUACAGAGGAAAGUCAGUGACUAAACCAUAUCAAGUCAGAAAAUACGUCGUGAUCCUUACAAUCUUUAACCAACAUUGAUAUAGUAUAUUUAUGUUCCAUGACAUAUCAUUUCAUAUUGAUAAAGCAAGUCAAUGUUAAUAUUCUCUCUGUCGAGGUAAAACUUCAGUAAGUCAAUGUUAAACUUCUAUCUGUCGAGGUAAACCUUCAAUAAGUCGAUGUUAAACUUCUGUCAGUCGGGGUAAAUCUUCAAUAAGUCGAUGUUAAACUUCUGUCAGUUGAAGUAAAACCUCAGUAAGGCGAUAAUAAACGUCGUCAGUCGUGGUAAAACUUUAGUACAUUGAUAUAUAACCUCUAAGCCGAGGUUAAAUUUCAGUACGUCAAUAAUCCAAUAUAACGUUGCUUGAUUUUCUAAAAGCUAAAUAAUGCAUUGUUCAGCUUUGCUAUUUCAGCAAGAUGGAAGCAGGAUAGAUUUUCUUCACUUUAAAUAUAUAGGAUGAAAGUGAAAAACAUAUAAACAGCAUCCUGUCUUGUUUUCAUAAUUACUCUUUGUCGGAGAUACAGUACCUGCAUGACAUAGAAAUUAAUAUUAUUCACAUUUUAAUGAUGAAAUAUCAAUACGGCAAUAUUUAUGUUUAGCUAUAAUACAUGUACUUUGUAGUGUGGUACGUAGAAGAAGAAAAAAAAGAAAUUUAUUAAUAUUCGUAUUUGUGCACCAGUACAAGUAAUUGAAUUCUGUAGAUAGAUUAUAUAAUUUUCAAGGGACAUGACAUUUACUUUUCAGCUGCUUCUGGUAGUCAAAUCUGACAUAAAGGUUCUGCUAUCAAACACUAGUAGUAUUUUUGUAAAAUGUGCUUAUAUGAAGUAGUUUGAGACAACCGUUGUAUAUUAGAUGGAGAUGGUAAAGUGAGCGUGAGUCGGAACUGUUCCUACAGACGCCU